Messenger RNA from Alnus glutinosa, 1176 nucleotides. RefSeq names its product wall-associated receptor kinase-like 22. The record is from RefSeq and is a predicted model, not a curated record. Gene Ontology annotation, biological process: protein phosphorylation; cell surface receptor signaling pathway. The transcript is spliced from 2 exons. Gene Ontology annotation, molecular function: ATP binding; protein serine/threonine kinase activity. Lineage: Eukaryota; Viridiplantae; Streptophyta; Magnoliopsida; Fagales; Betulaceae. Gene Ontology annotation, cellular component: plasma membrane. Bases 1 to 1176 code for a protein of 391 amino acids.
AUGGCGACAUGUGGCACUGACGAGGCAUUUGACGGAAUCUGUAUCAGCAGUGGCUUUGGGCUAUUGGUUCUACUUGUUGGUGGAUGGUUAUCUUACAAAGUGGUAAAGAAAAGGAGGAGGAUUAAACAAAAGAAAAAGUUUUUCAAACGAAAUGGUGGUUUAUUAUUACAACAGCAAUUAUCUUCACAUGAAGCCAAUGUUGAAAACACCAAAUUGUUUAACUCAAAAGAUUUGGAGAAGGCCACUGACCAUUUUAAUGUAAAUAGAAUACUUGGCCAAGGAGGACAAGGUAUUGUUUACAAAGGCAUGUUGACAGAUGGAAGAAUCGUUGCUGUGAAAAAGUCCAAGGUAAUUGAUGAAGGAAAACUUGAAGAAUUCAUUAAUGAAGUUGUCAUACUUUCACAAAUUAACCACAGGAAUGUGGUUAAACUAAUUGGUUGUUGUUUGGAGACAGAAGUUCCUAUGCUAGUUUAUGAAUACAUUCCUAACGGAACUCUUUCCCAAUAUGUUAAUGGCCAAAUGGAGGAGUUUCCACUAACAUGGGAUAUGCGCUUACAAAUUGCAACAGAAGUUGCAGGAGCUCUCUUCUACCUACACUCAGCAGCUUCCUUGCCUAUUUAUCAUCGGGAUAUUAAGUCUACAAACAUACUCUUAGAUGAUAAAUUCAGAGCUAAAGUAGCUGACUUUGGGAUUUCAAGAAACAUCGCUGUUGAUCAAACUCACUUAACCACACUAGUGCAUGGCACUUUUGGAUACUUGGACCCUGAAUAUUUUCAAUCAAGUCAGUUUACAGAAAAAAGUGAUGUUUAUAGUUUUGGUGUUGUCCUUGCUGAGUUGUUAACUAACGAAAAAGCGAUUUCUUCAACAAGAACACAGGAAUCCAAAAGUUUAGCCACAUAUUUCAUUAAAUCGAUGGAGGAGAACAAUUUGUUUGAUAUUAUUGAUAGUCGAGUUUUGAAGGAAGGUAAGAAAGAAGAGAUCAUUGCGGUCGCGAACCUUACAAAUAGGUGCCUAAACUUAAACGGGAAGAAACGACCUACAAUGAAAGAAGUCGCAAUAGAGUUGGAGGCAGUUCAAAUGUUGCAAAAAACUCCUAACCUUCAACAAAACUAUGAAGAGCUUCAAGAUGUCCAAGCAAAAAUGUAUGAGCCACAAUAUGAAUUAGUAUUUUUUUAA